Bombus impatiens (common eastern bumble bee) is the source of this 1547-nucleotide messenger RNA. RefSeq names its product tRNA pseudouridine synthase A (gene Pus1). Gene Ontology annotation, cellular component: nucleus. Lineage: Eukaryota; Metazoa; Arthropoda; Insecta; Hymenoptera; Apidae. The record is from RefSeq and is a predicted model, not a curated record. The transcript is spliced from 7 exons. The coding region runs from base 187 to 1476 and encodes 429 amino acids. Gene Ontology annotation, biological process: tRNA pseudouridine synthesis; mRNA pseudouridine synthesis. Gene Ontology annotation, molecular function: RNA binding; pseudouridine synthase activity.
UUCUAUAGUUUCUGUAAUUUUGGGUGUAUGAAAUUAUGAAAAUAAUCUAUAAUAUUUUAUAUAUUUACUAAUUAUACAGUGUCUGUAAAUUAUAUACGGUUAUAGCUCUCUGAAGGUGUAUCUCAAAAAAACUGAAAAAUUAAAAAAUUUUAUUCAUUGUUUUCUAGAAUUAAUUUAACAUUUUUAAUGUUUCGUGGCAAUCAGUAUAUUAUUAGAAAUAAUUUAAUUUCUUCCCGUUUUAUAAGAUUACAAUACGAUAAUUUUUUUAAUAAAAACAUGUCAAGCAGUAUUAAACAAGAUGAGAAUAUUAUUGAACGAACUAAUAAAAGACAAAUGAUCGAUGAAAGUUAUGAAAUGAUAACAAAAGCUCCAAAGGUAGAACCAACUGAAGAUGUAGUACAAAGAAAAAACAACGUUAAAAGGAAAAACUUUGUGAUAAUGUUAAGUUACGUGGGCAAAAAUUAUUGUGGUAUGCAAAUUAAUCGUGGUAGGAAAACUAUUGAAGAAAGUUUAUUAUCUGCUUUGUUGAAAGCAAAUUUUAUUACGAAAGAACAAUUCGAGGAUGUAAGAGAAAUUAAAUUUCAAAGAGCUGCACGUACAGAUAAAGGUGUAUCAGCAGUUAGGCAAGUUGUUUCUCUACAAUUGCCUGAUUAUGUAAACAAAGAAGAUAUAAAUCAGUAUCUUCCAAAGGAUAUCAGAGUAUUUGAUGUAAAGAGGGUAACAAGAACUUUUAAUAGUAAAACUAAAUGCGAUGCUAGAACAUACAGAUAUGUUCUUCCCACAUUUGUUUUGGCUCCAGAAGAUUCAAAUGUUUUACAAAUUGACGAAGAGGAAGAAGUAAAUGAAGAACAACGACUUAAACAACUAUCUAUGAUAGAUGGAAAGCCAUAUCAUGAAUUCCGAUUGACUCCAGAAAUGCUUGACAAGCUAAAUGAAAUUUUGAAAUUAUUAGAAGGCACACAUAAUUUUCAUAAUUUUACAUCGAAAACAAAGCCAUUAGAUCCAAGAGCCAAGCGUUAUAUAAUAUACUUUCGUUGUGUUGAAACAUUUAUUGCAAAUAAUAUGGAAUUUGCAGUACUGGAAAUAAAAGGACAAAGUUUUAUGUUACAUCAAAUUAGAAAAAUGGUAUCUUUAGUUAUAGGGAUUUGUAGAAAUAUUGUGACAAGUGAUAUUAUCAAAGAUGUAUUUUCAGUAGAAAAAAUUGACAUCCCUAUUGCACCAGGUUUAGGACUAAGUUUACAUUUUGUACAUUAUGAAUAUUAUAAUGAAAAAUUUGGAAAAGAUGGAUUUCACAAAACAUUAGAAUGGCAAGAAUGCAAUGACGAUGUUGACAAAUUUUAUAAAGAAUGCAUUUUACAGGAUAUAAUAGAUAAGGAAAUAUCAGAAAAAGUAAUGAUGCAUUGGUUGGCAUCUAUCCUAACACCAAAGAGAUUUGCAUUUAAAGAAUAUGUAGUACAGUGUGAAUAUGUAUCAUGAGAUCAUUGUAUUUUUUAUCAAAAGUGUAUUACAUAUAUUUGUCAAUAAUAACUAUUUUUAACUAUUUUAAA